This is a messenger RNA of Eublepharis macularius, 1726 nucleotides long. RefSeq names its product phospholipase A2 inhibitor and Ly6/PLAUR domain-containing protein-like. Bases 481 to 1155 code for a protein of 224 amino acids. The record is from RefSeq and is a predicted model, not a curated record. Gene Ontology annotation, molecular function: phospholipase inhibitor activity. The transcript is spliced from 5 exons. NCBI's taxonomy places the organism in Eukaryota, Metazoa, Chordata, Lepidosauria, Squamata, Eublepharidae. Gene Ontology annotation, cellular component: extracellular region.
GGCACAAAAGCAUGUCAGAGCAGGCUGCUCGCAAGACCGCUGAGAUCUUUGUAAUCGACAGAAAGAUACGAGACUUUCCCAGAUUCUCUCAUGAAUUGCAAAAAGUUAAAAACAAACUUGGAGACACUUGAUCCCAAACGGAGCGGUGGUUGUUGUAAGUCUCUUCUCGAGAUCUCAGAUUCUUGCAGAAGCAUCCAAACUCGGAUGCUUCUUCAGCUGAAAUUCCUCCAGAUUUCAUUCACACGGUGAUGAAGGGAUUGGAUUGGACCCUGUUAAUGGGCCUCAUAUGUUUUGUUUAACUUUGACCUUGGAGGCAGGGCAAAGACUGGAUGAGUUUUCUCAGUGCCUCCUCCCCUUCCUAGGAAGCCGUACUCUGCUUCCCCCCCCCCUCGUAGGAGAGCCACAGCUGUCUCAGAAGCUUUGCUGCAUUCAAGGUUUCCUGCCUGGCUUGGACCCUGGUGGCAGCUCACAUCUGGAAUCAUGCAGACAUCUCUUAACAUCUGCCUCUUGGCUGCUGUCGUAGAUCUGGGGAUGUCUUUAAUUUGUGAGAUAUGUGGAGGCUUUGGGAAUACUUGCAAAGGGUCCUUACAGUUUUGCCCACCUGGCCAAGACAAAUGUGGCAUCACUCUGCUAGAGGGCACAGGAGCUCUUGAGGUGAGGAGCAUUGCGAAAAUGUGCGUCCGGUCAAAUGCCUGUGAUGAACCCUUCACUUCCAUUAACCUAGGCAGGGCUGGAGAAGUAUGGACCCAACUCACCUGCUGCAUGGGAAACGAAUGCCAAGGGAUCAUUCCCACCCUUCCACCCUUGAACACCACACCCAAUGGGAAGCAAUGCCCGGCUUGCUACGCUCUACGCAGUCUUGAGUGCAAGGAGGAGAUCAUCGAAUGUACCGGAGACCAAUUCUACUGCCUUGAGAGAUCUGGAAGUAUAACCGUUGGUGGAACAAACGUGAUGAUCAUCUUAAAGGGAUGUGCAAACAACGCAUCUUGUAAUGAUAUGCACGAGAAUUCUUUUUUGGAUGGGAUCCAUAACAUCGUAAAGGCCAACUGCACGCUAGCCUCUGGGGUAGCCAGUAUCGUUCCAGGAGUAUUUGGACUCUUUGUCCAAACUGUUGCUGGGCUCUUGCUGGACUGGUUCCCCCGAGCACAGAUUUAAUGAUACUGUUCGAGCCGUUCCUCCUGCCUGUUUGCUUGUGGCUCUUAGCUUGACUACUGACUGUACAUUUUAUAGCGAAUGUGCCAUAAAGCUCUUACGGCCCUCAUGACCAAAGAUUCACUUCAUCGGACCCAUCAUGGGCCCUGGAUGUAGAGGAAGGGAGCGUAUGGGCAGUGCAACCAGCGGUUGGGUCUGGUGGUGCUCACCAGCUGACAGCAGUGCUGGGUCUUGGAUGAAGUGGGUGGGCAGGAGCUGCACAUUACAGAUGCUUCAGCACCCCCCCCCCCCAGGAGGGGGACUGGUAGUGCCCAGGUUGGGCCGCUGUUGCUAUCAUGUAUCAGCACAUCAUGGGAAUACUGGGUGCUGGCUCUGUAUGCCUUGCACUUUAAAUGUCUGAAACUGCCUUUUUCAAGGGGAAGGGGGCAGCAAAAACAAUCCCAGAAUACAAUUUAUUAAAAUAUUCUGAAAAAUUCCAAAUGGAUCAUAUUUCAAGUGUGCAAUAUUUCUUAAGGAUGCUUUCGAAGAAAAGGCAGUAUUUCUCACUCAAAAAGACAAUAAAUAUUAAACUGCA